AUGCUGAUGGGCUUCACAGAGUACAAGGUGUUGACGACAAGCGACAGCGGCGGGCAGGUAUCUUUGUGGGAGAUCUAUUUCACGCCUUGGUCUAUCGACGGCCUCGGCACGUUCCAAGACGGCGGCCUGGUGGCCAACAACCCCUCCGCGAUCGCUUUGCAAGAGGUGGCUUCGCUUUUCCCCGAAACCCCCGACCCAAGCCUCCUGGCCUCGGCGGGUACAGGCUCCUCUCGGGAGGAAAAGCAGCUAGCGCGCGAGCCCAACGGGGGAUGGCGGGACUACUUCCCCUUCCGCCUGGCGCGGGCCUUUCGGACCCUUCGCAGUGACAAGAACGCCUGGCAGCGGCUCGUGGCGCACAAAAAGGUUGGCCGAUCGGGUGAGUUCUUCCGCUUUGACGUCGAAUUCGACGGCCCCGAACCGCCGUUGGACAGCCUGUCCAGCUUUGACGAUCCCGAAUGUGAUGAUGAAUGUACUUUCGAAGGCCUGCCGGCAUUGAAGCGGUUGGCACUUUGCGCAAGGGCAGAGCUGUUUAUCUUCGAGCUGCGUGCUUCGCGACCAUAUCUGUUUUCUGAGGGAGGGUACGAGUGCUGCGGACACAUCCGUUGUCGGCUGGGUGCCCGCUCUGAAAGCUUGAAAGAGUUCGUGUCGCAACUCGCCAGGAGCAAGGCUCACUUCCGUAUCGGCGGCCAUGAAGUAGCAUGUGACUUUGCGUCGUACCCGAUGACCCGGCCAGACGGCCAUUUCUUUUUGGAAGUGAGGUUUCGUGUGGCCAGUCUGCAGGAGUCCCUGGCCGUCUGCCUGUGGGAGACUCCCGACGAGGGUCGCAACAUCAGCGGCUCGCCAUUUACCGUUCAGCAGCUGGUGCGGAGCCAAAAGCUCGAGCAGUGCUUCGGUACGUCUGACCAUCGUACCAAACGAUGUCGAGACGAUGACGAUGAUGAGACAAGCCGUAAACGACCAAAAUGCAGGCGGUAG
Molecule: messenger RNA, 975 nt
Organism: Colletotrichum spaethianum
Lineage: Eukaryota; Fungi; Ascomycota; Sordariomycetes; Glomerellales; Glomerellaceae
Exons: 2
Coding region: 1-975 (324 amino acids)
Biological process (GO): arachidonate metabolic process
Cellular component (GO): membrane
Source: RefSeq, a predicted model, not a curated record